CUCAGGUAACAGCCAGAGCUCUGUGCAGGUUGAUUACAGACAAGGCAGUGACGAGGGGAUUGAGGGAAAAGGGUAAGAAAUGAAGUGUCAGACACUAAGCAAUUCCUGAGCCACUUUAGAGGGAUCAGAAUUCCCGGCCCCUCUGCUUGUAGAAGCAAAAAGGACAAUGUGGGACUCACACACACUGAUCUAAACCUCAAAUCAAUUGAAAAGUGGCUGGGUGGAGCUCACAGAACUUAGAUCUGACUUUUGCUACGUGUUGGUUCAGUGUUACUUUCAGUUUUGCUGUUAGUCAUCUCAGACUUACAGGAAGAGAAAAGGCGGGGGGUGAAACACGGACUGAUCACCCUGUUUCUUCAACUUCCCCGAGACCGUCCCAGGAAUGGCAGCUCUCAGGGGUGGAAGGCAGGCAGCUGAGGUCGAUUGAGCAGCUCCCAGGAAGUCUUGGUGAAAGUCCAGCAAUUGAGCCAGUCGUGGUUGGGAAUAAAUCUCCCGCUAUGAGCGAAGGCGAAUUCAAAGCUGCUGUCCAAGAAGGAAACCUUAAGAAAGCAGCUUUGAUAGCACAGAAGAUGAUGAAGUCAUUUGGAUGUUUCCACAUUGCUGUCGUCGGGAACGCAGGCUCCGGAAAGUCAUCGUUUGUCAAUGCCUUUCGGGGCUUAGGUGAUGACGAUGAAGGACCCGCUGAGGUCGGGGUGGUGGAAACAACAAUGCAGCCAACCCCAUAUUCACAUCCUGAGAACCCUAAUGUUUUCUUAUGGGACUUUCCAGGAAUCGGAACGCCAAAUUUUCCAUCAGCCAAAUUCGAGUUGACUGUUGCAUGUUACAAGUACGAUUUUUUCAUUAUCAUCACAGAUACACACUUCAAAGAUAUCCAUGCCAGCCUUGCACAGAAGAUUCGUGAGCAGAAGAAGAAGUUUUAUUUUGUGUGCUCCAAAGUGGACAAGGACUUGGAUGCUGGAAGGAGGAAAAAAAUCUAUAGUGAGGCGAGAAUCCUGCAGCAGAUCAGAGAUGACUGCAAAACCCAUCUGCAGAGAGCAGGGGUGAAUGAUCCUCAGGUUUUUCUCCUCUCCAACUGGCAAUCUGACAAGCACGAUUUCCCCCUCCUGAAGGAAACUCUGGAAAAGGUGCUCCCCUAUCAUGAUACACGGCAAAAGCUGCUUAAUAUCUCGAACCAGACCCUGCAAGAAAAGAAAGAAGCCAUGAAGAAGACCACAUGGAAACCAGCUAUCUUGUCAGGUGGUCUUGCUGCUAUUCCUCUUCCAGGCCUUUCUCUUGUUGCUGACAUUGCUAUCAUGGUGGAUUGCAUGAGAGAUUACUGCAAGGACUUUGGCCUGAAUUCUGAGUCCCUUGCUGCACUCGCUAAGCAGGUUGGGAAGCGGGAGGAAGAUCUGAAGGCCGUGAUAAAGUCUCCACUGGCCACAGAAAUAACAAUUGACCUUGUACUGACACUGCUGUCAAAUGCCGCAGGUGGGGGAGUGAAAUAUCUGUCUUUCUUGGGCAAGAAUUUUAUACCAGUGCUUGGGUCACUGAUUUCUGCACACGUUUCUUUUGGCGCAACAAUGAUUAUGCUGGAUAACUUUAUAAGAGACCUUGCUGAAGAUACCCAAAGAGUCCUGGCAAAGGCUUUGGGGGAAGAGGAGAAAAAAUCAAAAUAGCAUCACUGAGAAACAAGGAUGCCAUUUAGAAGCCCCUCCCCUGAGUUUCGUACCCUAGGUGUGAGCAACACUGCUUCCUCCUCUUCCUCCUCCCCUCAGCAGUCAGGAGUAAUUUGGCUCACUCUUCCCCCCUCCCCUCCCUGGGCUGGCUAUUCUCUGAUCAGCCAAUAGGAACGCAGAGGUGUAUCUGGCAGAGCCAAUAGCAGGGCUAGGAGCUUCUGCGGCACCUUUCUCAGAUUCAUUCCUGGACGCGGUGCUGAGCUCAGGUGAGCUUCGCCCUCCAACGUGCCGCGCCUGGGGCCGGGCGCAGCCGCCUCCUGGGGCGAGGGAAAGGGGAAAGGGCUCCUGGGGCAGCGCGAUGGAGGAGAAAAGGCUGGCGCAGGUACCGCUUCCAAACACUGACCCCCCCCCCCGCCGGUGACACUGUGCCAAUGCAGGGAGCCAGCCCUGAUCCCCAGGGAGAUCCUCACCUGCUCCUGGGAGAGCCCGGCUCUGCCCUCCUUGCCCCUUGGUCCCCGCCAGAGGGCGAAGUACGCAGAGCCUGGGAACGUUUAGAGACCCUGCGAGCUGGGGGCAUUCUCAGUCUCCUCCUUGCUCAUAGGUUGCCCCAGGCCAGAAGGGACCGUUGUGAUCAUCUCCUCUGACCCCCUUGUAUUAAUUCUAAUGAACAAUGCCACAUUAUGCAGUAUUCAUUUCUGAAAGUUUAUAAUAAGCAAUGCUCCGGGAGGACGGGAUGGCAGAGGAAGGGGGGACACAAGGUGGAAGUUUUGCCUAGGGCGCAAAAUAUCCUUGCACCGGCCCUGGCCCUAAGGAGCAUAUGGAGGUGACCUAUUACUCCAGUUCCACACACCUUUUGUGCAUGUAUGUUUACCUGUAUUAAUCUUGUAAAUAAGGAACUCUUCUGUCCUUUUCUUAAUUAAUAAAUCCUUAGUGGGUUUAUUAUAGGAUUGGCCACAAGCAUUGUCUUUGGUGCAAGAUCUAACGUGCAAUUGACGUGGAGUAAGUGAUGGGUUCUUUGGGACUUGGAAUAACCCAAAUAUUGCUGUGAUUUCAUAGAAUCAUAGAAUCAUAGAAUAUCAGAGUUGGAAGGGACCUCAAGAGGUCAUCUAGUCCAACCCCCUGCUCAAAGCAGGACCAAUUCCCA
Molecule: messenger RNA, 2799 nt
Organism: Chrysemys picta bellii (western painted turtle)
Lineage: Eukaryota; Metazoa; Chordata; Testudines; Emydidae
Source: RefSeq, a predicted model, not a curated record